GUUUUUGUACGACACUUCCGGUGUCUGAGUUUUUCCCCGGGAAAACGAUUUGGCGCGGAAUCCGUUGUUGUUCCUACGGUGUCCCUGUGAACAUUUCCGAACGCAAUGGCGCCGGUUUCUAAUCCGGAUAAAGAUGCAGACGGCGGGGAUCUCGAUGAUGGAGCCACAUGUGGUCUCGCUGCAUCUCGCUCGAGACGAGAAAAGAAAGAGAAAGCGGGCCGUAAAUCUGCCUUGGAGCAGCUCAAAAAAGCCAAGAAGGGAGAAAAGGUGAAAUACGAGGUGAAGGAGAUCGAGAGUGUGUACGAGGAGGUGGACGAGGAUCAGUACUCACGGAUGGUCCGGGAGAGACAGGACGAUGACUGGAUCAUCGAUGAUGGAACAGGUUAUGUAGAAGAUGGCAGGGAGAUCUUUGAUGAAGAUCUGGAGAAUACAGCUUCGGAUAAAAGCGCUAAAAACAACUCCGGUGCUAAAGGCAUAGAAGGUAGGAACGGCAAGAGAUCAUCUGUGACUAAACCCAACAGCAUCAAGAGCAUGUUCAUGAACAGCAAUGUGAAAAAACCUGCCGAGAAAAAUGUAGACCUGUCUAAAGAUGAUCUGCUGGGAGACAUUUUGGAGGAUCUGCACUCCGAGAAAUCGGUUCUUCUCACUCCACCUCCUGUCAUCACCCUGAAGAAAAAGAAAGCCCUGGGGUCACCCAUGAACCCUUUCUCCGUCCAAACACAAACCCCCAAGGAGUCACCUGUAGCUCCGGCGUCAAAGCCCAAGCAUGCUGUGAUUCGCCCGCCUCCGUCUGAUCUCGCACUUAAACCUGCGUCUAAACCCGAGUCUAAACCUGCCUCGUCCAUCCACCCCCAGAAACCAAAAGUAGAGGAACAUGAGGAAGCGUGCGACUCGUUAGAUUUUGACGAGGUGGACUUUGAUGAGCCGAUGGAGCUGGAGAACGAGCAGCAGGAGGAAACGCAGGUUAAAGCCGAGACUAAGACCGAGACGACGCCCGGUGUUAAAAUAGAACCAAAAACCGAACCGGCAGAUGAGGUGUUGAUAUCAGGCAUGGUGGGUGGCUCCUGCUGGGAGAAGAUGGAGAAGACGGAGGUUGAUGAAUCUCCCAUGGAGGUGCAGGUGGACUCCAGUCAGCUGCCGAUGGUGGAAGGAGCCGAUGGAGAAAUGGUGUUGCGCUUUUAUUGGCUGGAUGCUUUCGAGGAUCAGUUCAACCAACCAGGUGUGGUGUACCUGUUCGGGAAGGUGUGGAUCGAGUCGGCUAAAGCCCACGUCAGCUGCUGUGUGGCCGUGAAAAACAUCGAGAGGACCAUGCACUUCUUUCCGAGAGAACGCAAGGUAAACCUGGCGACAGGUGAGGAGACGGACAUUCCUGUUGGGAUGAUGGACGUCUACCAGGAGUUUAACAGCCUCUCGGAGAAAUACAAAAUAAUGAAGUUCAAAUCCAAGAAAGUGGAGAAGAACUACGCGUUCGAGAUUCCUGACGUACCGUCACAGUGCGAGUACCUGGAAGUGCGAUACUCCGCUGAGAUGCCCCAGCUUCCGUCCGAUCUCAAAGGCUCCACCUUCUCGCAUGUGUUUGGUACGAAUACCUCCAGCUUGGAGCACUUCCUCCUCAGCAGGAAGAUACGAGGACCCUGCUGGCUUGACAUCAAGACCCCUCAGCUGUGCAGUCAGCCAAUGAGUUGGUGUAAAGUGGAGGCCAUUGCUCUGAAAAGUGACCUGAUCUCCGUGAUGAAGGACCUACCUCCGCCUCCUCUUGUCGUCAUGUCCAUCAGCCUGAAGACGGUUCCCAAUCCCAAGACCCACCACAACGAGAUCGUGUCUCUGGCUGCUCUGAUUCAUUACAAGUUUCCUCUGGACAAGGCGCCUCCACGCGUCCCUUAUCAGGACCAUUUCUGUGUGGUGAACAAACCUACAGACUGUAUUUACCCCUACGACUUCAAGGACGCAGUUAAAAAGAAGAAUGGGAUUGUCGAGAUCGCAGCGACAGAACGAACUCUUCUGGGCUUCUUCUUGGCCAAAUUACACAAGAUCGAUCCUGACGUUUUGGUGGGUCACGAUAUCUUGGGUUUUGACCUGGAAGUGCUUCUUCAGAGAAUCAAUACAUGCAAGGUGCCUUUCUGGUCCAAGAUCGGGCGACUGAGGCGGGCCAACAUGCCCAAACUCGGGGGCCGAGGCCGGUUUGCGGAGAAGAGCGCCGCCUGUGGCCGGCUCGUGUGCGACGUCGAGAUCUCUGCUAAGGAGCUCAUUCGGUGUAAGAGUUACCACCUGACUGAGCUGGCGGCACAGAUCCUGAAGGCCGACCGAGCCGUGGUGCCUACAGAGAACAUCAGGAACUUCUACAGUGACUCUCCUCACCUGCUGUACCUUUUGGAACUCACCUGGAUGGAUGCCAAGCUCAUUUUGCAGAUCAUGUGUGAGCUGAAUGUGCUUCCUCUGGCACUUCAGAUCACCAACAUCGCCGGAAACGUCCUGUCUCGGACGCUGAUGGGCGGACGCUCAGAGAGGAACGAGUACCUGCUGCUUCAUGCCUUCCACGAGAAGAACUACAUUGUUCCAGACAAGCAGUUUAUGAAGAAACCUCAGCACGAGCCUGGUGAGGAUGAUGAUGUAGAUGCAGGCAAGAGCAAGUCUGGAACAGUGAGGAAGAAGGCUGCAUAUGCUGGAGGUCUGGUGCUGGAACCUAAAAUUGGUUUUUAUGAUAAGUUCAUUCUGCUGCUGGACUUCAACAGUCUGUACCCCUCCAUCAUUCAGGAGUUUAACAUCUGUUUCACUACAGUUCAGCGGGAGGCAUCCAGCUCCCGUAAAAAGACUGAGGACGAGGGUGCUGACGAGAUUCCAGAGCUUCCCGACCCAGAUCUGGAGAUGGGCAUUCUUCCGAGGGAGAUCCGUAAGCUGGUGGAGCGCAGACGGCAGGUCAAACAGCUGAUGAAGCAGCCGGAUCUGAACUCUGACCUUUACCUGCAGUAUGAUAUCAGACAGAAAGCUCUGAAACUCACCGCUAACAGCAUGUACGGCUGUCUGGGCUUCUCCUACAGUCGCUUCUAUGCCAAACCUCUGGCUGCUCUCGUCACACACAAAGGCAGAGAGAUCCUGAUGCACACCAAAGACAUGGUUCAGAAGAUGAACUUAGAUGUGAUUUAUGGAGACACCGACUCCAUCAUGAUCAACACCAACAGCUCCAACCUGGACGAGGUCUUCAAACUGGGCAACAAGGUGAAGAACGAAGUGAAUAAACUGUACCGUCUGCUGGAGCUCGAUAUUGACGGUGUGUUUAAGUCCCUGCUGCUGCUGAAGAAGAAGAAAUACGCUGCUCUGAUGGUGGAGCCACAGGGAGAAGGUCGAUAUACCACCAAGCAGGAGCUGAAAGGCCUGGACAUCGUGCGUAGGGACUGGUGCGACCUCGCCAAGGAGUGCGGCAACUACGUGAUUGGACAGAUUUUGUCUGACCAGAACCGGGACACCAUUCUGGAGAACAUCCAGCAGCAUCUGAUGGAGGUUGGUGAAAAGGUGGCCCAAGGCAGCGUCCCUCUCACCAUGUUCGAGAUCCACAAGGCCCUGACGAAGGACCCUCAGGACUACCCUGAUAAGAAGAGUCUCCCUCAUGUUCAUGUGGCUCUGUGGAUCAACUCUCAAGGAGGACGCAAGGUCAAAGCCGGAGACACCGUGUCCUACAUCAUCUGCCAGGAUGGUUCAAACCUGGCAGCCAGCCAGAGGGCGUACGCUCCAGAGCAGCUCCAGAAGCAGCCGGGUCUGAACCUGGACACGCAGUACUACCUCUCGCAGCAGGUCCACCCCGUGGUGGGACGCAUCUGUGAGCCCAUCGAGGGGAUCGACGCCGUCCUGAUCGCCUCAUGGCUGGGGUUGGACCCUGGGCAGUUCAGGGCUCAGCAGAGGCAGCAACGUGAGGAGGAGUCAGACGGGUUCCUUGGAGUCCCGGCUCAGCUGACAGAUGAAGAACGUUACCGGGACUGUGAGAGGUUCUCCUUCACCUGCCCCGAGUGUGGAACGGAAAACAUCUAUGACAGCGUGUUCGAGGGGACGGGGAAUGUCAUGGAACCAGGUCUGCUGCGUUGCUGUCACGUCCCCUGUAAUGCGAGCCCACUACAUCACACCGUUCAAAUCAGCAACAAGCUGCUCCUGGACAUCCGGAGACACGUCCGCAAAUACUGCAGCGGAUGGCUGCAGUGUGAGGACCAGGCAUGUGGAACCCGGACACGUCGUCUCCCUGUUGCGUUCUCGCGUUCAGGACCGAUCUGUCCCGUCUGCUGCAAGUCCACGCUCAAACCCGAGUAUUCGGAGAAGGCGCUCUACAACCAGCUGAGCUUCUACAGGUUCAUCUUCGACUGGGAGCACGCCACCACCAAGCUCCUGCAGGGGGAAGAGAAAACGAAAUUCAGGAAACUCUUUCACGAAGAGAAGGAAGUGUAUAAGAAGCUGAAGAUGGUGGUGGACCGUGUCCUGGCGUCCAGCAGCUACUCCGAGGUCAACCUCGCCAAACUCUUCCAGGCUUUUACGUCUUUAAAGUAACGUUUUAUCAGUGAAACGUCUUUUCGGGGGUUGCUGUUGUUGUUGUUUUUUUAAACCAGGAUUAGUUUAUGUACAAGUGUAAUGUCAGAUUUGUUCCUUGUUGGACUGUAGCUCUUACCAUAUUUCACCGGUGUUGCUGGCGGUCAUGGUGAUUGCGUCGCUUGUCGAGAGCUUCCUUGAUUGGCUCCUUCUCACUCAGUGUCUUUCAUCAUGCCCAUUUAGCCCGGUCUUAAUCGAUUCCAAUUCAGUGGUAAAAAAAAUGAAGUCGAAUAUGAAGAGAGUCUAAAGACUCAUAAAAACACCAGUACCUUCAACACAACACAACCUCCCUCAAUCCUCAUCCUCCUCCUCGUCCCACCACGCACAACGAGGGAACAAUCAGGGGUAAUAACUUCUCUCCACCACCACUGGGUCUCGACACCGUAGCAAUUAGCCCAUGAUACCGACCCGGCCGCGUGACCGGAGGAGCUGGGAGGACUAGAUCGGACGCUAAUCUUUUGGACGUUAUUUCUUCUCUCUUUGACUUUAUUUCCAUGUUGAUUGUGUUAUCUGAUCUAAAUCAAAUGUUCUGUUUUUAUACUGCAAGUUUAAUAAAGUGAUAACGAAGAAGUCA
Molecule: messenger RNA, 5143 nt
Organism: Silurus meridionalis
Lineage: Eukaryota; Metazoa; Chordata; Actinopteri; Siluriformes; Siluridae
Gene: pola1
Product: polymerase (DNA directed), alpha 1
Exons: 37
Coding region: 106-4530 (1474 amino acids)
Biological process (GO): mitotic DNA replication initiation; lagging strand elongation; leading strand elongation
Cellular component (GO): alpha DNA polymerase:primase complex
Molecular function (GO): purine nucleotide binding; pyrimidine nucleotide binding; chromatin binding
Source: RefSeq, a predicted model, not a curated record